AGUGCACAUAUUUUUCUACAUAGUCAUGACGUAAAAAAGAAAGAAUCUAUUCUAGCCCCGCUACUUCCUGAUUUGUGUCUGUUCAACACGAGAGCAUGUUUAAAAUCAAACUUACGUUUUUAUUCUGUUUCCUAGUUUCUAAAAUAUUCUGCUCAUGGAAUCCAUGUCCAGAAAAUGAACAAUCAUAUCUAUUUGAGGAACAAAUAGGCAAUUGGAAGAAGGCUGACGGGAAAUGUGAAGCAGCAGGAGGAACUCUAGCCACGGUCAUCAGCGAAAACUGUACACUCAGGAAUCUAAAUGAAAACUUGACCUACUUCAUUGGAGGUAAGAAGUCAUCCUCUGGGAACUGGACAUGGAAAGAUGGUACUCAGAUGAACCAAACUUUUUGGGAUCAAGAUGAGCCGGAUAACUCUGGAGGAAAAGAGGAUUAUUUACAUAUAUGGUAUAGAAAUGAUACUUAUCUUUGGAAUGACAUCUCUUGUGACAGGAACAUCUAUGGCGGAUACAUUUGUCAGAAGAAAUCGGACAUAACAGAGAGCAUUUCAUCAGGAAUAAGUGAACAACCAACAAUGAUAACAACAACACCCAAAGACACAACUAUCAAACGGAUAGGUAAUGAUUACCUAUUAAGUGGAAAUGGUACUUACUAGAAUUAAUUGUACCGU
Messenger RNA from Saccostrea cuccullata (small rock oyster), 665 nucleotides. Its product is annotated as perlucin-like. Bases 96 to 650 code for a protein of 184 amino acids. The record is from RefSeq and is a predicted model, not a curated record. Lineage: Eukaryota; Metazoa; Mollusca; Bivalvia; Ostreida; Ostreidae. Gene Ontology annotation, molecular function: signaling receptor activity. The transcript is spliced from 5 exons.